Messenger RNA from Orussus abietinus, 2661 nucleotides. Its product is annotated as tectonic-3. The record is from RefSeq and is a predicted model, not a curated record. The coding region runs from base 3 to 2042 and encodes 679 amino acids. Gene Ontology annotation, biological process: cilium assembly. NCBI's taxonomy places the organism in Eukaryota, Metazoa, Arthropoda, Insecta, Hymenoptera, Orussidae. Gene Ontology annotation, cellular component: ciliary transition zone. The transcript has 5 exons.
AGAUGAAAAUGAAAACAGUAGGGUCAAUUAUCUUCCUCCUAAUAGACCUAAGUUAUUACCAUGUUGGCUGUGAAACUGCUAUAAGCAAUACUACGAUCUUAACAACAGAUAGUUUCUCACAAAGUACAGUUCAAGAAUUCACAAUGACGACAGAAGAUUCAAAUAAAACAGAGAUACAGGAAAUUUCAAUGGCCACAGAAACUAGUAAAAUUGCUGUUACGGCCACGAUGAAACCCCAUCAAUCACCUAUAAUAAAUACAGCAUUUAAUCAGACAAUACAAAAAGUUCUACGAACAAAGAGUACAAUAAUACAAAGAAGGCAAUCAGAGUUUUGUGAAUGCGAUUCAAAGGCUUCGUCAUGCGACAUUAACUGCUGCUGUGACCCCAAAUGCAGCGAAUUUCAUGUUGCUGCAUUUUCAUCAUGCACGGAUCGCAAUGCAAAAGUCUAUGAUAAACGUUACUGUUAUGAUAAGAAUUUUAUCGAUUACAACAAUACAAAGUUUUUAUUAGAGAGAUUAACAAGCAACUUAUUCUGUAUUGCUUACGAUAAUCUUCCACCUGCAUAUAGUGCAAGUAACGCCGUGGAUGUUAAAAACCAAAACGAGUUUGAUAAUAUUGUCAAUGGAUUUGUGCAUAAGAAAUUCAAAUGGCAAUGGGAGACAGUGGAGACUCCACCCCAAUUUAAUAUUACUGAGCCUUACAGAGAUGGUGACAUAUUAUGGAAACUGGAAUCAAACCUCAUUCAGCCAUUAUAUCUGCUAAAUACAGGGUUUACUGCAUAUUGCUCAUUCAAAAAAGUUAUAAAAUAUCUUCGAGAUUGGAAGGGUUCUUGUUUACAAACUGAGCUGAGUAAUCAAAAUACGUUUUUAUUUCCAUCAACAUUCAACAACUUCAGUAUCAUCGCAUCACCCCUGUUAUUUAAUGAAACUUCCAUCAUAUCACAGAAUCAGACAUGUCCGAAAAAUGUAUGCCUUCCGCUUGUUACUCAUUACUGCUUGGACUCUUGGGUCUUUUGUAAUGAUACGGAUAAUGUUAUUGCAUCCUGCUCAAACAAUAGGUGCCGAAAUAUCAUACAAAGUGUACGUUUUGUAAUUAUCCACAAUGGAACAAUGGGCAUUAAGAAUAUUGACAUUUAUUUUAAGCUUGGUGAUGUUUCUGACAAAUUUUACCAGAAUUUUGAAGUGGUUUAUGAAUGGGCAGACAAAGAUAGAAUAAAUACAUUUGAUAUCAGCGGCUAUCCAGGAUAUAUUAUAGGUAAACCAAUUAUUAUUGGAACAUUAAUAACUAAUAAAACUAGUGAUGAAGAAAUUCAAUUCAUAUCAGUUAAUAAGACAAAUUAUAUUUUUACUUUGCCACAAGCUAUGAGAAGUGGAGAAUGUGAUAAAAUUAACCGAUAUAAAGUUGGUUUUGGGGAAGACAUUAAAUUACGAUGUACAAUUAACAUCAAAACAAAUAACUUCAGUACUAAUUCAUGUAUAAGAAUACAAAACGAAACCCUUAAAAUGUUGUUGGGUCAAUCCUUGUUCAAUAUCACAGAAAUUGGGCAGUAUAUAAUUUAUGUAUCAAAAUUGGGUAAAAUUUCAAUCAAUGAUACUGCCAGUUGGACUCAAAUUUUCUUAGAUAGAGUACCAAAUAAUGUUGUAACUGGACAGAUCGUUCAAAACCAUAUUCGCUGUUCUGGCCUAAUUACAUCUCUUAGAACAGAUGUUUUACAUUCCUCUAUAGCAAAACCUGAAAAUCUAAAUAACCACAAAAUUUUAAGUAUAAAAAUUACAUUUUCUGAUGAAGUUGAUCUGUUCUGGUCAAAAUGUUCAGGUAUUAAUUGUACGGAUAACUUAAGUAUCGAUGUUAUUAGUUAUGUAAUGUUUUAUGAUAUGUCUCAACCAACGAAGUUUCACUUUGUUGGUGGUCCUAAUUUGGACAUAAAUUUGCCAUAUGAUUUCUUCUAUCCUUUUUUAAGUCGUUCGAAUAUUGCACAACCAUCUAUAUUUUUAUUACUUUGUAUUUUAGUUCAGUCCUACCUAUUUAUGUCACGUAUAUAAUAGAUGAAAAUAUAGAUAUAAAAGUGACAUAAAAUUAGCACAAAAUGUACAUGUAUGUAAGUACAUUAAUACGAUUCUAAUUUCUUAUAGCGUAUAUCACAAAUAGUAUUAUUCUCUGAAUGACUAAUAGAGUAAAACAUUACACAUACACUAUACAUAUAUAUAUAUAUACAGAACAAAAGUACUUGUUUACACUAGUACUUCAUAUUUCAUUAAAAUUUAAUACUUACUAUAAAUCACACAAUUUUUUAUGCAACAUACAAUGGUUAGAUAUCAAAUAUUUAUGCUAAAUAUAAUAGCAACCAGUUAAGCAGCAAAAUGAUAAAAAAGAAAAUUAAGAACAUGUUUGCUAACCAUGUUUUACUGUAAGUAUUCCUUAUUCUUUUUAAUUUGAUAUCUUACCAUUUCUCUUUAUAGAAGUAUUCAGUAAAUACAUUCUUAUCGUACUGUUGACAAAUCUACACUUUUUUGGUCUUCAAAAAUAAUGUACAAUAAUGUUCAUAUUGUAUUUUUUACACCGCAAGUGUAACACAGGAGCAAAGCGAAAAUUGAGGUACAAAAUAUCAAAUAGUUACAAGAAAUGAAACUAUAAUUGAAUAAAGAUACAUUCUUCAUACAU